Humulus lupulus (European hop) is the source of this 414-nucleotide messenger RNA. RefSeq lists its product as uncharacterized. Lineage: Eukaryota; Viridiplantae; Streptophyta; Magnoliopsida; Rosales; Cannabaceae. Bases 1 to 414 code for a protein of 137 amino acids. The record is from RefSeq and is a predicted model, not a curated record. The transcript has 2 exons.
AUGAGGGAUUGGCCAAGGCCCAAAAGUGCCACAGAGAUUAGGAGUUUCCUAGGUUUAGCGGGAUACUAUUGGAAUUUUGUUGAGGGGUUCUCAAGGAUUACAACACCACAAACAGAGUUGACACGUAAGAACUUGAAGUUCAUUUGGUUAGACAGAUGUGAGAACAACUUCCAAGAGUUGAAACAACGGUUGAUCACUGCUCUGGUAACAAGUCUUCCUUCAGAUCAGGAGAAGGUUGUGGUUUAUUGCGAUGCGUCGAGACAGGGAUUAGACAAUGUCUUUAUGCAGGCUGGGAAGCGGUACCCUACUCAUGAUCUAGAUUCAGAAGCAGUGGUAUUCGCACUGAAGGUGUGUCGGCAUUAUCUGUAUAGGGAGAAUUGUGAUAUUUACAAUGAUCAUAAAAGUUUGAAGUAA